GUUGCGUGUGGCUAGACCGUGUAUUCUUCGAUCAUGUUCCUGAGUUCCUGUCAAGUGUCGGCCUUUUGUAUUGUAGAAUCCCAUUACAAAUGUUAAUAAAUGUGAUUUAAAUAAUACUUUGGGAAACAAAUGUAAAGAAAAGGUAUAUUAUAAAUAUAUCUAAUGUUAGCAUACAUUUUAUGCAGAAAAAAUGAUAAAGUUCAAACAGAAGAAUAGUCCAUUUGAUACAGCCCUUUAAACAUUCUCUGGAUGGAAAUCUGUUAACACUUUCCUGGUUGCUUAACAUCUAUUUCUGCUUACCAAUUUUAUGAGCAAUGGCAGAAAAUAAUAUAAUAUGUGGCAAUUCCUGGAGACAAGUGGCAGAAAGUGAAGACGUAGAUACGCGUCAGUUAACUUCAAAUAGGAUUGAGUCAAGCACAUCGCAGCCGUUCAUCCAAGAAGAUCGAAGGAUUCCUAAUGUCCACACGUAUGAAGAGGAAAAAAUGCGAAGAAGACUUCGAUUUUUCUUUAUGAAUCCAAUUGAAAAGUGGCAAGCAAAACGAAGAUUUCCAUAUAAGUUUAUGGUACAAAUAGUAAAAAUUAUUUUAGUCACCAUACAACUGUGUUUGUUUGCUCACAACAACUAUAUACACGUCAAUUAUACUUGGGACAAUCGAAUUGCUUUUUCACACCUGUUUCUCCGAGGAUGGGAUGCCAUUCAAGAGGUUCCAGCAUAUCCACCAGCUGCAGGUCCCUUGGCUCUUUAUAAAAAAGAUGAAUUUUAUAAAAGCAUAGAUUAUGCUUUGGAUGGUUAUUAUAAUUUAGCCAACGCCGUUGGAUCGUACUCUUAUAUUUCAGAGGAUAAUACCAGAGCGCCUGUGAGCCUGUGUUUGCACAAUUACAAAAAAGGCAUUAUAUUUGGUUUUAACGAAAGUUAUAUAUUUGAUAAGGAAAUAGAAGAAGUUUGUGUAAAUAUAACGCACAAAUACUUGAAGAAGUUUUCAUCCAUUAAAUUUUUAAUGGAGCAAAAUGUAAGGGUUAACUUUUCAUCUUUAAUUACGGCAGAACUAAUGUUUUCUAUUAAAACUGUUAAUUUGAAAGCUGCCGGGCCUAUAACUCCACCCGAUUGUUAUUUAUUUAAAAUCAAAAUUAAUUUUGAUAACAGUGACUUCGACGGUCAAAUGCUGCUUUCUCUGGAUACAGAACCCAGAAGAUUGUUGUGUAAAGGAAAUACGCAUUAUUUUUCUAAUAGCCAAAUCGAAUCAGCCCUAAGAACGUUACUCAAUUUGUUUGUCAUUCUUAUAUGUACUUUUUCGCUGGUAUUAUGUUCAAGAGCAAUAUAUAGAGCGCAACUUCUUAAAUAUGAAACUAUGGCCUUCUUUAAAAAAACAUAUGGGAAAGCCUUAAGUCUAGAUGGGAAGCUUGAGUUUCUAAAUCUAUGGUACAUUAUGAUAAUUGUUAAUGAUCUUUUAAUAAUAGUUGGUUCUGCAGUUAAAGAACAGAUUGAAAGGAAACAUUUUGGAAACGAUCAUUGGAACGUAUGUAGCAUAUUUCUUGGAACUGGAAACUUAUUAGUUUGGUUUGGAGUUCUAAGAUAUUUAGGUUUUUUUAAAACCUAUAAUGUUGUUAUUUUGACAUUGAAAAAAGCUGCACCUAAAGUGGCUCGGUUUUUAAUUUGUGCUAUUUUAAUUUAUGCGGGAUUUACAUUUUGUGGAUGGUUAAUUUUGGGACCAUAUCAUAUGAAAUUUAGAUCACUUGCUACAACCUCAGAAUGCUUAUUUGCUUUAAUAAAUGGUGAUGAUAUGUUCGCGACGUUUUCUAUGUCAUCAUUCAAAUCACCAAUGCUUUGGUGGUAUUCACGAAUUUAUCUGUACUCAUUUAUUUCAUUGUAUAUUUAUGUCGUUCUCAGUUUAUUUAUUUCUGUAAUUAUGGAUGCAUACGACACGAUUAAGGUCUACUAUCGGGAUGGAUUUCCAAAGAAUGAUUUACAGACUUUCAUUGCAGUUUAUACAGAAGAAGCCUCAAGGGAUAUGUACAACGAAGAACCUGAAAGUAGUAAAUUUGGAGAAUUACUUGAUAAGUUGUUAUGUUGUCAAAAAAGGCCGUACAGCCCUCUAAUAUCUACCAGUACAACUCCUAACAAACCAGAUCAAUUAUGCGGUGGUGCUAUUUGUAUUUGACAAAAUAAAAAAUUCAGAUGCACUAAAAGGCUGUUAAGUGCUCUAAAAGUCUAAA
Molecule: messenger RNA, 2214 nt
Organism: Belonocnema kinseyi
Lineage: Eukaryota; Metazoa; Arthropoda; Insecta; Hymenoptera; Cynipidae
Product: mucolipin-3-like
Exons: 4
Coding region: 315-2159 (614 amino acids)
Cellular component (GO): plasma membrane; lysosomal membrane
Molecular function (GO): NAADP-sensitive calcium-release channel activity
Source: RefSeq, a predicted model, not a curated record